CAAACAAACAGCCGAUGUCUUUUCGGUUGUUAAACAAAUCUCGCUUGCCGUUGAUUACCAAAUUAUCGACCAAACAUAGUCAGCUCACCAACUGUCGAGAGCAGGUGUUCCAUCAGGACACACGUAUGGCGAAAUUUGCGGACUAAAACACACACCUCUCAGAUUCGUAUUCAAGGAAAGUGAGCGAUUUGUGGUCAGCGGAAACCAUUCGAAUGAAGCAUAAGGAAAAAUGGACGAUCGAACCAUAGACUCGAUUUUUGCAGGCUCUUUGGAGUCCCUGCCACCAGUUAGCUCCAAAAUUGUGCGCAUAUUCACUAGCUCAACAUUCACAGAUACCACCAUGGAGAGAAAUUCACUGAUGGCAAAGUGCUAUCCACGCAUUAAGGACUAUUGCCGCGAGAAGCAUGGCUUAGAGUUUCAGGUGGUGGAUAUGCGAUGGGGUGUGCGUGACGAGGCCACAGAUGAUCACAUGACCACAGAGCUUUGCAUGCGUGAAAUCAAAAAUUGUCAACGUCUGUCCAUGGGACCCAACUUUGUGGUGUUUCUAGGACAAAAGUAUGGCUAUCGGCCCAUACCCACAUACAUUUUAUCUGCCGAGCUGCAGUUGAUAUGUGAAGAAUUGACAUCGAUGGGCGUGGACCGAGCCCUGCUGGACUUAUGGUAUAAGAAGGACAGUAAUGCGGUGCCCCCGAUUUCUGUGCUGCAGCCCAUCUCAUCGAUUCUCAUCAACUUUAACAACAAAAGAGUGCCGAAACUGCAAGCAGAAGAUCAAGCAGUUUGGUGGGACACCUUGGGCAAAAUGCAAAAGUUAUUGCGCAAGGCUUCUGCCUCUCUGGGUGCAAGUGGUAAAAUGGACAAGGAUGCUGUGCACAACUAUUUUAUGUCAGUGACGGAACGUGAAGUCAUCAACGGCGUUCUUAAUGUGAAGAACACCAAAGAUCAUUGUCUGGCUUAUGUGCGCUACAUAAACAACAUCAAUUUGCAAAAUCUGAAAAAAGCGUCACUCUUUGUGGACAUCAUCAAUCGUAGCUUGGACACGGAAUCGGCCAAGUUGCUGGGCGACUUGAGGGACAAUCGUUUGCCGACCAAGAUUGAGUCGAGCAACAUGCAAAAGUACACGGUUGAGUGGAUAGGUCGCGAGGGUCUCGACAUCGAGACGCACGAAGAGUAUCUGAACCACUUCAUAUCGCACUUCUAUAAGAACAUCGUUAAGUUAGUCGACCGCGCGAUGCGCAAGGAAGACUCCAGCGCACAGGGACAGAUAGUCACUGAAAUCCUUCAGCAUUUGCACGCUUGCAACAAUUCGGUGCGGGUUUUCUACGGACGCGAAGAAAGUCUAGAACAAGUAAAGCGUUAUAUGCUGGGGGAUUCAGAUAAACCACUUGUCCUUUAUGGCGAAGGAGGUUGCGGCAAGACCUCCCUUCUAGCUAAGAACGCAGCACUGGUAGCGGGCGAAUGGUUUGCGGACAAGAGGCCGAUCAAUGUGAUACGCUUUCUGGGCACCACACCCGAUUCGAGCGCCCUGACGCCCACCCUGAUAUCGAUAUGUCAACAGAUCUCCUAUAAUUACAUGCUACCCUUCGAGAACAUUCCGGACGAUUUAGUUCCUUUAACAGCACAUUUUAAGCAAUUACUAACUUAUGCAAAUCCGAAUCAGCCCCUGACCUUGUACCUGGAUUCGGUCGAUCAACUGACCGGCACACAAGACUCCAACAAUGUGUCGUGGAUACCGACGCGGCUACCGCCUCAUUGCAAGAUCAUCAUUUCAUGUGCCAAUGAGGAAAGCAACCCCAUAGUGUCUCGCGAAUACCACGUUCUGCGCAAAAUGAUCGAUGUGGAGGAGAAUUUCAUUGAGGUGACAGCCCUGGGCGAGGAUCUGGCAAUGAAUGUCAUCAAAAUGUGGAUGAGGACGGCAUGUCGCGAUCUGAACAAUUAUCAAUGGCGUUUGGUAGCCAAUGCGAUCAGCAAAUGCUCGCUGCCGAUUUUUGUUAAGUUGGUAUUCGCCGAAAUAUGUCGAUGGCGCAGCUACACCAGACCCCAGGAAACACACUUGGCGAACAAUGUCAUGGACUCCAUCAUGAUGUUGUUCGAGAGAAUCGAGAAACAGCACGGCCGCAUCUUGGUAUUCCACGCCCUGGCCUAUAUAACCGCUUCAAAGUCCGGCCUCUCGGAAAGUGAAUUGGAAGAUUUGAUAUCGCUGGACGAUAAGGUGCUCGACGAUGUCUAUCAGUAUCACUUGCCGCCGGUCCGUCGUAUUCCUCCUCUGCUGUGGACGCGUAUUCGCAAUGACUUGCCCAACUAUCUGAGCGAACGCGAAGCUGACGGGGUAAAUGUCAUGAACUGGUACCACAGGCAGUUCCGAGACACCGCCAAGGAGCGCUACUUCAAGAACAUGAAUAUGGCCAUGUAUUUUCAUUCCAUGAUUGCGGACUACUAUCUGGGUAUAUGGGGCGGGGGUGUUCCCAAGCCCUUCAAGUUCACGGAAAUUCAAAGACAUCGCUUCGGUCUGACCGAAAAGGAAGGUUCGGCCGACCGCAAAGUGCCCAUUCAACCGUUGGUCUUCACCAGCAAGGAUGGCAGCGCCAAAAGGUACAAUCUGCGCAAGUUUGGCGAGUUGCCGUUCCAUUUUGUGCGUUCACGCCGUUUCAAAGAUCUGUUCGAGCAUGUGCUCUUCAACUACGAAUGGCUGCACGCAAAGUUAUCCAGUUGUCCGCUUCAGGCAGUGUUGGCUGAUUUUGAGGAUGCCUCGUGUAACACGGACGACAAAGAGGCUAAGCGAGAGCUUAUGCUGGUGGCCGAUGCCCUGCGCUUGGGUGGUGCCAUAUUAGCCGUCUACCCGAACAUGUUGGCCCCACAGCUGACUGGUCGUCUUUUGCCAGAAAUCGGUGGCAAUGCCAACAUCAAAAUGUUGCUUAGGGCUUGUGAUCAUAGCGGGCCCAAAGAUUGUGCUCUUGUUCCCGUUAACCAUUGCCUGCAUACACCCGGAGGUCCCCUUAAGUAUUCCCUUGAAGGUCAUCAAUUUGCCGUCUUUGGUUUCACUCUGACAAGUGACAUGCGUUACAUGGUCUCCAUUUCCACACACUUCAUAACGUUCGAUCUGUCGACAUCGGACUUGACGCGCGAUGUUAAUCCCGGCAUUGAGGGAAUUAUGCAACAGUUGGUACUGAGUCCAGACAACAAAUGGGCAGCAGCUUACUCGAAUAACAACCAAACGGUGCUGUUGAACAUGCUUUCCAGUGAGUUUGUUGUCAUCGAUUCACCCUUUGAUGAACUGGACGGACCGCUUAGCAGCCUGUAUUUGAUAAAUCAAAGUCUGUUCAUUACGUGUAAAUUGAAAUGGGCUCAGUACGACAUGCGAGGAAAUUUGGUGGAUAUCUUUACGGUCAACGGUGAUUGCAGCGGAUGGGAGAUAUUGAACAUGGAGUUCACAACUCCAUCGGAUUACAAUGUGACAUUUUGGUCUGGUUCGAUAAAUGAGACGCGCAUACGCUUCGAUUCGUGCAGAAAUGGGGACUCCUAUACGCAGCCCAUGUUGUUCUUUAGUGCUUUGGUUCUGAACAAGCCCGGAGAUCGCCUUUAUAGUUGCGCUAAUGAGGAAAACUACGAAGUCAGUGCCUAUCGAUUUGUGGAUGAUGGUUCGUCCAUAGAGUGGGUGUUGGAGGAAAAGUUGCCAAGAUUUGAGAAUGAUGAAAAGGAGAUGCUGCUCCAGCUGCGAUUGGACCAAUACGACCGUAUGCUCCUGGGAACCGCUGGCAAGGGAUUCGUUCUCUGGGAUUUCGGCGAUGACGAGGGCAAUCGCCUCACCGAUCAGGCCAUGUAUUUGGCAUUGCCGCACGGCGUGCGAAAUAUCACCACCAAGAUAAUGCAAUCAAACUCCAUAAUGGUCAGUUCGAAGUUCGACUAUGCUGUGGCCGGGGUGCGUAAGAAUUUGUACGUUUGGUGUUUGCAAACGCUGCAGUUGGCCAAAGUGUUGGAUGCCCACUUUGGCCGUAUUAUCCAAUUGGAAGCUCUCACAGUGGGCAAUUGGAACAACGUGGUUACAUCGUCCAUCGAUAGGUCCGUCAAAGUGUGGAACAUCAAUAACAUUUUCGAAAAGGUCCAUGUAAUCGAGCGACACGAAUUGCAAAUCGAAGACAUAAGCCUCUCCGAAGUGGACCUGGCUGUGACAGUGACGCGUAGUUGUGUGGGCGUUUGGGAAACUAGGUCCGGCAGGCUCAUAACCAAACUGGCAGAUAGCCCUUUGGGUGCGAUUGUGACGCAUGCGGAAAUUACACCCGACGGAAGAUACAUCAUUUCAUCGGAAACAGGUAAAUUUCUCAUUUGGAACAGAGUUUCGGAGCAGGUUAUCUAUAGGGACGACCAGCCGGGCAUCCAGCAAAUCUCAUUCAUGGACUUUGGCUACAAGGUCAUGACUGUUUCCUGUCCCAAUCUCAAUCAGAGAGACCCCAAGGAAGGCGAUGAGGGCAAUCGUUUGAUGGCCAUCACCACAGUUAGAUCUGUACCUGAGGGAACUGUCCUGUUUCGAUUCGAGUUUCCCAUACGAAUGGUGCCAGGUUUGCCAUUUCGGCAGUCGGUGAUUUCUGCUGACGGUGCCUACAUCAUAGUUUGCUCAGUUGAUAAGUCCAACAAGGACUGCAUUGCCGUGUACAGUGCCACCAAUGGCUCGUUCAUAUCGAAAGUACUGCUAAAGGGUUGUGGUGUAAAGGAAAUCAUAUCCCUGGUCCCAAUGCCGCAUAAAGCGACCCAGGUGGCGGUGAUAAGCAGUGAAAAGGGCAACAUAUUCGACAUCAAAAGUAAGAAGAAUCUGCGAGCCAUUCCCAAAUGGGGUGGCAGCAUCACCAAGGAUGGCAAAUGUGGUCUGUAUGCGCCCACACGGGGCGGCCUAGAAAUGCUGGAAUUGCGAAAGGGCACCACCGUCAAGACAUACAUACCCAAAGUGGCCGAGGGCGUGUUCUCCGUCAUAUGUAUUUUCACCGAAAACGAUGAGUAUGUGUGCUACUAUCACAGUGGCCGCAAGACUAUCCGAGUCUUUCGAACGUCCGACACUGAGCUUAUUGCCAACUACAGAAUGCAGGCGGAGCUUACCGCUAUAAAGAGCACCAAAGACGGACGGUGUCUUGUCCUGGGUACGGUUGAUGGAUGCCUCUCUACGUUGGCUAUUUGUGACCCCAACAAAGAGGGCAUGGUUGAAUGGCUCAAUGCCUUGCCAUCGAGGGAUGAGAAUUGGAAAGCAAAGCUGGCCAAAAUGAAGGCAAAGGUUGGAUUCAAGGCUGCCAUUCGAGUGGCCACCAUAUCGUCGAGAUUUGAUACCCAAAAGACAAAACCGAAAGAAUUGAAGGAAAAUGCCGAAGAAGCAGAAAAUGCAGAUUCCGCUGAGGAGGCCGAAACUUAGUUCUAUACUCCAAAUUGUUAUUGUUGAGCCUAUUCCAAAACAAAAUAAAACUCUUUUUUCCUCUUGUUGUAAAAUCUAUUAUAAAAAAUGCUUAAAAAACAAACAGCAAAUGAAGCAGCAUUAAAAUCCGUCUUUGAGACAUUUCCAUA
This is a messenger RNA of Stomoxys calcitrans (stable fly), 5541 nucleotides long. RefSeq names its product NACHT and WD repeat domain-containing protein 2. The transcript is spliced from 12 exons. The record is from RefSeq and is a predicted model, not a curated record. Gene Ontology annotation, molecular function: protein binding. NCBI's taxonomy places the organism in Eukaryota, Metazoa, Arthropoda, Insecta, Diptera, Muscidae. Bases 230 to 5392 code for a protein of 1720 amino acids.